Molecule: messenger RNA, 2084 nt
Organism: Megalops cyprinoides (Indo-Pacific tarpon)
Lineage: Eukaryota; Metazoa; Chordata; Actinopteri; Elopiformes; Megalopidae
Gene: bmp6
Product: bone morphogenetic protein 6
Exons: 7
Coding region: 471-1751 (426 amino acids)
Biological process (GO): SMAD protein signal transduction
Cellular component (GO): extracellular region
Molecular function (GO): growth factor activity; cytokine activity
Source: RefSeq, a predicted model, not a curated record
ACGACGUAGCCAGUCACUAUGGGGAAACUGUAAAAGUCGCUGAAGACAACAGAUAACGAGACAGUCUGAAAUGCUUGCUAACUAUGUAAACCUGACUAUAAACAUACAAUAAAUUAAAAUGUUUAAUUCGGCAGGAUUGCUCUUUUUACAGUCCUUUACCACAUAGAUAUUGGUUCGGGUUGCCAGCUAACUGAAAUCGGACUUUGAAAACCCAACUUUUUGCUGCAUCAAGCAGAAAGCCCUGUUAUGGGCUUGAUGGAGAUACAUCGGGACGAAAAAGUUUUGGGACCGCUUAUCAACACCUUUCGCAUUGGAUAAUAUUUCAUAUGGCCUGAAGGAUAUUGCAUUUUUCAUAAAGAGAGGAGCGCGUCUGGGAACGUUACAUCAAAAGUCUCAAACCACAUUACGACGCGAAAAAGAAAGACAUAUACCAAAUACAAAUACCCUUUUAACUGUAAACUGGGUAUACCAUGAUAAGCUACUCUUUCACUUUCGGGGGGUUGUGGUGGAGCUCGUAUUGUAUUUUGCUUAUUGUAGGCAGCAAUUAUUUAUUUGAUGGCAAUAACGAAAUACACCCGAGCUUUGUUCACCGGCGGCUGCGGACUCACGAGAAAAGAGAGAUGCAGAAAGAGAUUCUUUCCAUCCUCGGACUGCCACACAGACCUCGACCGCAUCUGUCACAUGGCAAGUACAACUCGGCACCUCUGUUCAUGUUGGAUCUAUACAAUACCAUUUCAAACGAGGAGAAAAAUGACGUGGAGGGGCUUUUGGACCAGUAUAAAUCAAUGUUCACCACUCAAGGACCUCCGCUGGCCACUUUUCAGGACAGUGCCUUCUUAAACGAUGCCGACAUGGUGAUGAGCUUUGUAAAUCUGGUGGAGUACGACCGGGAGCUGUCCCCUCAGCGGCGGCAUCACAAGGAGUUCAAAUUCAACCUGUCCCAGAUCCCAGAGGGGGAGGCCGUCACCGCCUCCGAGUUUCGCCUCUACAAGGAGUGCGUCAACCGGGCCUUCAAGAACGAGACCUUCGUCCUCACCGUCUACCAGGUGGUGCAGGAGCACCCAGACAGGGAUGCCGAUCUCUUCCUGUUGGAGUCGCGCAAGCUGUGGGCAGCGGAGGAGGGCUGGCUGGAGUUCGACAUCACAGCCACCAGCAACCUGUGGGUGAUGAGCCCUCAUCACAAUCUGGGACUGCAGAUUAGUGUGGAGACCAGCAGCGGGCGGAGCAUCAGUCCAAAGGAAGCGGGGCUUGUGGGGCGUGACGGGGCCCUCGAGAAACAGCCCUUCAUGGUGGCCUUCUUCAAAGUUAGCGAGGUGCACAUCCGGACGGCCCGCUCCACCAACAAGCGCCGGCAGCAGAGCCGCAAUCGCUCCACCCAGCCACAGGAGGCACCCAAGGGCCCCAGCGCAGCAGAUUACAACAGCAGUGACCAGAAGACCGCUUGUCGGAAGCACGAGCUGUACGUCAGUUUCCGGGAGCUGGGGUGGCAGGACUGGAUUAUUGCACCAGACGGAUAUGCUGCCAACUACUGUGACGGAGAGUGCUCCUUCCCCCUCAAUGCCCAUAUGAAUGCCACCAACCAUGCCAUCGUACAGACACUGGUCCACCUCAUGAACCCCGAAAAUGUCCCCAAGCCCUGCUGUGCCCCAACAAAGUUGCACGCCAUUUCUGUGCUUUACUUUGACGACAACUCUAAUGUGAUCCUGAAGAAGUACAAGAACAUGGUGGUGAGAGCCUGCGGCUGCCACUGAUUGGUCAUCACAGACUUAACGGCUGCAGCUUAACGGUGUCUGUAUACCAUGUGGGUGUCAGACGUAUGUGUGCGCAAGUGUGUGCGUGUGUGUGUGUGUGUGUGUGCGUGCGCGUGUGAAUACGAUCUUCGCCCUGCCCUCUCUUCACUGCAGCAACUCAGGGUGAACGAAGGACUGCUACAUGACCAGAAAAAUGUGCUGCUUUCUCCUCCCCUGAACAGGAUGACCAUACGGCCCUCACCCUGCUCAAAAGCUAGCCGCUACUCCCAUGGUGUUUGAUUUUCACGUGGCAAAUAAUCAGUCAGACUUCAUCUUCCAGUUUAAAAUACAAGG